Molecule: messenger RNA, 957 nt
Organism: Gastrolobium bilobum
Lineage: Eukaryota; Viridiplantae; Streptophyta; Magnoliopsida; Fabales; Fabaceae
Exons: 2
Coding region: 1-957 (318 amino acids)
Source: RefSeq, a predicted model, not a curated record
AUGGCCGAAGACAGCCAGCAGUCAAGCAAACGAGCUAAUCAUACAUGGACUGCCGAAGAAGAUAAAGUGCUUGUGGAAUGUCUCAUUGACAUAGGGUCGAGUUACAAAGGAGAGAAUGGUUUUAAACCUGGUUUUUCUGGAGCUACAGAGAAGCUCAUGCAUCAAAGGAUACUUGGUUGUACCCUCAGAGGUAUCCCUCAUAUCACAUCCCGGGUUAAGUUGUUAAAAAAACAGUACAAUGCGAUCGCUGAAAUGAUCGGGCCUAACAGUGGGAGUGGAUUUGGAUGGAAUGAUACAAAAAAAAUGAUAGAGGUGGAGAGGCAGAUAUUCGAUGACUGGGUGAAGAGUCACCCCAAUGGUAAGGGUCUGUUUAAUAAACCAUUUCCUCACUACGACCAAUUAGGAGCUGUCUUCGGAAAAGAUGUUGCAUCUGGUCAAGGAGCAGAGGGGCCAACAGAUACAAUUCACGAAAUGCAGCGAGAUGGUGCUAUGAAUGCAGGGAGUGGGAUUGCUUUUGACGAUUACCUUGACAUGACUGGAGACUAUAUCCCCACACCUUGUGGUGAUACUACAAUGCCCGAUAUCCCACAAGAGGAGGUGAUGCCACCAUCUCCUGUAUCAACUGCAACUACAACGAGGGGUAAGAAACGUCAAAGAAGCGAAGACCCAUUACUUGUGGAAGUUGUUGACGUCAUGAAAGAUCUUAGUCAUAACUACAAGAAGUCAAAUGAUAGUAUUGAUAAGUUGACAUCUUGCUUUCAACAUCAAGCCGAGGGUAGCCAUAGGCGUAUGUCAAUUGUUACUGAACUGGAGAAAUUUGAAGAAUUGACAAUGGGACAACAGGUUCAUCUUGCUGUGCAAUUGGGCAAGGAUAGCAAUCUCACAGAUGUGUUCAUGCAAUGCAGUCACGAAAAACGAGUUGUUUUGGUGGCUGGAUUGUUGGCUAAUUAUCAGUGA